Molecule: messenger RNA, 856 nt
Organism: Alosa alosa (allis shad)
Lineage: Eukaryota; Metazoa; Chordata; Actinopteri; Clupeiformes; Clupeidae
Product: GATOR complex protein DEPDC5-like
Exons: 4
Coding region: 19-828 (269 amino acids)
Biological process (GO): positive regulation of autophagy; cellular response to amino acid starvation; negative regulation of TORC1 signaling
Cellular component (GO): lysosomal membrane; GATOR1 complex
Molecular function (GO): GTPase activator activity
Source: RefSeq, a predicted model, not a curated record
UGCGUAUGUGUUUUUCCCAUGCAGAAAAUGCUGGAUGAGGGUCUGAUAGCCCAUGCCUCAGGAGAUGCCAUGCGUACCUUUGUGUACGGCUUCUAUUUCUACAGGAUAGUGGCAGAGAAGGAUGGAGAGAGGGCCCCCUCCACCCAGCUUCCCCCCGCAGGUGCCGGUGUGUGGUCGACGGCGGUGCUGGAGGACUUCGCUCUCUUCCAGAGGAAGUGGUUCGAGGUGGCCUUCGUGCUGGAGGAGCGGCGCCCCUGCGACCUGCCCGCCUUCCUGUUGCCAUGGCUACCCAGCCGGCCGGCGUCGUACGCAAGUAGGCACAGUUCUUUCAGCCGCAGCUUCGGAGGACGCAGCCAGGCCGCCGCACUGCUAGCAGCUGCCACCGUGCCGGAGCAGAAGACGGUCACCUUGGACGUCGAUGUGAACAAUCGCAGCGAUCGCACCGAGUGGUGCAGCUGCUAUUACCAUGGCAACUUCUCCCUGAACGCUGCCUUCGAGAUCAAACUGCACUGGAUGGCUGUCACAGCGGCAGUCCUCUUCGAGAUGGUGCAGGGUUGGCACAGGAAGGCAGCGUCGUGUGGGUUCCUGUUGGUGCCCGUGCUGGAGGUGCCCUUCGCUCUGCCCUCCUACCUAUACGGAGACCCGCUCCGUGCCCAGCUCUUUAUCCCCCUCAACAUCCAGUGCCUGCUCAGAGAGGGAUCCGACAACCUGUUUGAAGGUGUGUGUGCGUACGUGCGUAUGUAUACAUCUGUGUGUGAGAUGGAUUUAGCAAGUUGUGUGUGUGUGUGUGUUUCCGUUUGUGUUUCCUUGCGCAACUGUAUGUGCUAAAGAGAUUGCUCUGACAACUUGUUUUAGG